Messenger RNA from Ailuropoda melanoleuca (giant panda), 779 nucleotides. It is a transcript of the gene TMEM126A, whose product is annotated as transmembrane protein 126A. NCBI's taxonomy places the organism in Eukaryota, Metazoa, Chordata, Mammalia, Carnivora, Ursidae. Gene Ontology annotation, biological process: mitochondrial respiratory chain complex I assembly. Gene Ontology annotation, cellular component: mitochondrion. The transcript has 5 exons. The coding region runs from base 149 to 679 and encodes 176 amino acids. The record is from RefSeq and is a predicted model, not a curated record.
CCAAUCAGCGGCAGCGCCCCCGCGCCUGCCCGACUCGAGUCACGUGUCAGCCAAAAUGGCUGCGCUCAGGGUAGGAGAGUAAAGGUUGGAGUGAGCCCCGGCGUGGGAAAGCAUAAGGUACUGCUGUGAGGAGAGCAUAAGGCUCAAGAUGGAAAAUCAUGAACCAGAUGAUACUGUCAAGGAGGACUUAAUUUUCAAUAUCAUAACCAGAAAAAUUAGCCAACUCCCAGAAGCAGAAAGGAAUCUGUUGGAACAUGGAUCAACAUACGUUGGACUUAAUGCUGGUCUCUGUGGUCUAAUAGCAAAUAGUCUUUUUCGACGCAUCUUAAAUGUGACACAGGCUCGUAUAGCUGCUGGCUUACCAAUGGCAGUGAUCCCAUUUUUGACUGCACAUGUAUCUUACAAAGGUUUUGUAAGUUUACCUCUGAAUACAGGUGAUUUGAAUUGUGAAACCUGUACCAUAACACGGGGUGGAUUGGUUGGUCUUGUUUUUGGUAGUCUGUACCCUAUUAUCUUGGCUAUACCUGUGAAUGGUGGUCUAGCAGCCAGGUAUGAGUCAGCCCCGCUACCAGAGAAAGGAAACAUCUUAACUUACUGGACGAGGAUUUCUAAGCCUGUCUUUAGAAAGAUGUUAUUUCCCAUUUUGCUCCAGACUAUGUUUGCAGCAUAUUGGAUCUAGACAAUAUAAACUAAUUAUAAAGGCCCUUCAGUUACCUGAACCGGGCCUAGAAAUUCAGUGACUGUUAAAUGUGUACACAAAAAUAAAAUUGUUAAUGUAU